Molecule: messenger RNA, 2481 nt
Organism: Pantherophis guttatus
Lineage: Eukaryota; Metazoa; Chordata; Lepidosauria; Squamata; Colubridae
Source: RefSeq, a predicted model, not a curated record
AGGGCAGCAAGGAGCUCCUUAACAUCCCCAGCUGGCCCACAACUCCCAUUUUCAACUCCGUCCUCCCGAAGAAUGGAAAAACCCGUGGAAGAGAAAAAAAAUCCCAACGAGAUGGUUGGCAAGCUGCCUGAUGAGGUCUACCGGAUCCCGAAAAAGAGUCAAGUCGAAAAGGAGAGCAGCGAUCAUGGGAGAGAGGCGGUGGGCCGAGACACUCCAGCCACCCCCAAAAACCAGAGCAGGGAACGGGAUCCCGAAAGGCAGAGCAAAGAGAAGAAGAAACGGAGGGAGUCCUUGUCCCCCCCGUCGGCCUAUGAACGAGGCACCAAGCGACCGGAUGACCGCUACGACACGCUGGCCACGAGUUCGAAGAAGAAGGUACGGCUGAAGGACCGCAGCAAGCUGUCCACCGAAGAACGGAGGAAACUCUUCGAGCAGGAGGUCGCCCAGCGCGAGGCACAGAAGCAGCAGCAGCAGCUGCAGAGCCUGGGCAUGGCAUCCCCCCUGCCGUACGACUCCCUGGGUUACGGGGCCUCCCACCCCCCGUUUAUGGGGUACCCCCCAGGCUACCCAAUGCAGGCCUACGUAGAUCCCAGCAACCCCAAUGCCGGCAAGGUGCUCCUUCCCACCCCCAGCAUGGAGUCUAUGUGCUCGCCAGCCUCGUACGAGCCCUCGCAGACUCUGGUGGGCCACACCAUGGAGCCCAGCCUGGCCACUUCACAGCCUGUGCCUGUGGUCCAGCACGUAGGAACGCCCCUGGAGGUGUCCACGCCCCAGUAUGUGGCCCCGAGUGACCCUAUGGUUCACCAGGAGCCCGGCGUGGCUGUCUUGCCCGUGGCGGCGCCUGGUCCAGUCCAGGGACAAAGCUACGGCGUCUGGGACUCCAGCCAGACGACCGUGGCGGUGCAGCCCCCCUACUCUCCAGCCCAGUCUCAGCCCACCAUCUAUUACCAAGGACAGGCCUGCCCGACCGUCUACGGAGUCACCUCGCCUUAUUCUCAGACCACGCCGCCGAUCGUGCAGAGUUACGCCCAGCCAAGUCUUCAGUACAUCCAAGGACAACAGAUUUACACCACCCAUCCUCCGAGCGUGGUGGUGCAACCCACAGCCACUGUUGCCACUAUUGUCACAACUGGGCAGCCCCCACCGAUCCAACAGCCAGAAUUGGUGGUGGCCAACAAUCUCCUGGACCUGCCUCCUCCAUCUCCCCUAAGCCCAAAACCAUCGUCUGCCCCGAACUGGAAAACAGCCCGCGAUCCGGAGGGCAAGAUUUACUACUACCAUGUGGUCACCAGGCAAACCCAAUGGGACCCCCCCAACUGGGACAGCCCAGAAGAUGAUGCCAGCCUGGAGCACGAAGCCGAAAUGGAUCUUGGCACACCGACGUACGAUGAAAACCCCAUGAAAUCUUCCAAAAAGCCCAAAACUGCUGAAGCAGACACUUCCAGCGAACUGGCUAAGAAGAGCAAAGAAGUCUUCCGUAAAGAGAUGUCCCAGUUUAUCGUGCAAUGCCUGAACCCCUAUCGCAAACCCGAUUGCAAAGUGGGGCGCAUCACCACAACGGAGGACUUCAAGCAUCUGGCACGAAAGCUCACCCACGGUGUGAUGAACAAGGAGCUGAAAUACUGCAAGACGCCCGAAGACCUCGAAUGCAACGAGAACGUCAAACACAAAACGAAGGAAUACAUCAAGAAAUACAUGCAGAAAUUCGGCACCGUGUACAAACCCAAAGAAGACACCGACAUGGAGUAGGAGGGUUUACAUAUAUAUAUAUAUUAAAGUUUUUAGGGUCUGGGCAGAGUUCAAACCGUUGUGGGCCCGAAUAUACAAAACACAGAUUUUUGGCCCCAGAAACCUUCUCCUUUUCCCAGCUGAAUUUGGAGGCCGGUGUGGCAGAAACGGGGGAGCGCAAAAUGUGCUUGCACAACCCCUCUUGCUCACAAGCCACCUCACUUUGCAAGCAGACCCCAAAACUGACCACCCGGUGGUGCUUCCCAUGUGUGACACAACGUGUUGAGUCCGUUCCCCUCUCCCCACCGAGAUCUGUAUAAUAUUCUUAUGUGAAUAUAUUGAAUUAUUUUUCCCCUCUUUCGUUUGGCCCGGCCUCUAUUUUUUUUUUUUGCAGCCCAACACCUGUUGAUAUCAUGGGAACACUUUGUAAGAAUAGUUUUGGAAAAAAACAAAAAAGGAAAAAAAAAAGAGGAGGGGUUGCUUCUUCUUUUUUUCCCCCCCUCCCUUCCAUUUUUUGGGUUUUUUUCCCCCCCAGUUUUUUGUUUUUUUCCCCAUUGUUCUUUGCAAAGGUUUCAUCUGUUAUCAUGUAAAUAUUUGCAAAGAGGCCAGCUCGUUGUUUGGGGCAGGCCUUGGCUGUCUGUUGAUAAGAUUGAUUUUUCUGCUUUGAAAUCAUUUUAAUUUCUCCAAUUUUUACGGAAGUUUCUAUGUAAAACGAAAAAAAAAAAUUAAAAAAUUAAAGAAAAUGGUAAUGAA